GUGCUCGGCUCGGCCUCCCCCGGCCUGAUAAAAGGGCAGCCCGGCUCCCGAGGGCACGAACCUGCCAAGAUGGUGCUCAGCGACGACGACAAGGCCAGAGUGCGGGCCGCCUGGGUCCCUGUGUGCAAGAAUGCCGAAAUGUAUGGGAGUGAGACCCUUACCAGGAUGUUCGCAGCGCACGCAACCACCAAGACCUACUUCCCCCACUUCGACCUGAGCCCGGGCUCCAGCGAUCUCAAGGCUCACGGCAAGAAGGUGAUCGACGCGCUCACCGAAGCUGUCAACAACCUGGACGACGUGCCGGGAGCCCUUUCCAAGCUCAGCGACUUGCACGCCCAUAAACUUCGUGUGGAUCCCGUCAACUUUAGGCUGCUGGGCCACUGCCUCGAGGUAACCAUCGCGGCUCACAACGGAGGGCCCCUCAAACCCGAAGUGAUGUUGGCCCUUGACAA
This is a messenger RNA of Protobothrops mucrosquamatus (brown spotted pit viper), 452 nucleotides long. Its product is annotated as hemoglobin subunit alpha. Gene Ontology annotation, molecular function: oxygen binding; peroxidase activity; haptoglobin binding. The record is from RefSeq and is a predicted model, not a curated record. Gene Ontology annotation, biological process: oxygen transport; hydrogen peroxide catabolic process. Gene Ontology annotation, cellular component: hemoglobin complex; haptoglobin-hemoglobin complex; blood microparticle. NCBI's taxonomy places the organism in Eukaryota, Metazoa, Chordata, Lepidosauria, Squamata, Viperidae.